Messenger RNA from Camelus dromedarius (Arabian camel), 2156 nucleotides. It is a transcript of the gene SELE, whose product is annotated as selectin E. Bases 141 to 1790 code for a protein of 549 amino acids. Gene Ontology annotation, biological process: cell adhesion. The transcript is spliced from 13 exons. Gene Ontology annotation, cellular component: membrane. The record is from RefSeq and is a predicted model, not a curated record. NCBI's taxonomy places the organism in Eukaryota, Metazoa, Chordata, Mammalia, Artiodactyla, Camelidae.
CUGACUCCUCAUCAGAACUGCAACAGCGGCACAAGACUGCAGCAGCCACAAGACGGGAGGAAUCUGACACUGAAACGACAGCUUCACAAAACAAAAAGCAUUUCAAGUCUAAUCUUUGGAUCCAAAAAACUCUUGAAGGCAUGAUUGCUUCACAGUUUCUCCCCGCUCUCAUGUUCGUGCUUCUCCCAUUUAAAGAGAGCGAAGCCUGGUCUUACAACGCUUCCACGGAAUACAUGACUUUUGAUGAGGCCAGUGCUUAUUGCCAGCAAAGGUUCACACAUCUGGUCGCAAUUCAAAACCAGGAAGAGAUCAAAUACCUGAAUGCCAUGUUCAGCUAUUCACCAAAUUACUACUGGAUUGGAAUCAGAAAGAUCAACAAUAAGUGGACCUGGAUUGGGACCCAGAAACCUCUGACCAAAGAGGCUGAGAACUGGGCUCCAGGUGAACCAAACAACAAGCAAAGCGACGAGGACUGUGUGGAGAUCUACAUCAAGAGAGACAAAGACACGGGCAAGUGGAACGACGAGAGAUGCAGCAAAAAGAAGCUCGCCUUGUGCUACACAGCUGCCUGUACCCACUCAUCCUGCAGUGGCCACGGUGAAUGUAUAGAGACCGUCAACAACUACACUUGCCAGUGCUACCCUGGCUUCAGGGGACUCAAGUGUGAGGAGGUUGUGUCCUGUCAGGCACAGAAAGCCCCUGAACACGGAAGCCUGGUUUGCAACCACCCCUUGGGGAGCUUCAGCUACAAUUCUUCCUGCUCUGUGAGCUGUAAAGAGGGCUAUGUCCCAGGCAGCAUGGAGACCUCGCAGUGCACUUCCUCUGGAGAGUGGAGCGCUCCUCUUCCAGCCUGCAAUGUGGUUGAGUGUGAUGCUUUGACAAACCCUGUCAACGGAGUCGUGAAAUGUCCCCAGAGCCACGGAAGCCUCCGCUGGAACACCACCUGUGCAUUUGAGUGUAAGGAGGGGUUUGAACUAGCUGGACCCCAGGCUCUGCAGUGCACCUCAUCCGGGGACUGGGACAACAAGCAGCCAACGUGUAAAGCUGUGCCCUGUGAUGCCCUGGACGAUCCUCAGAACGGCUCUGUGAGCUGUAGCCACUCGUCUGCUGGAGAGUUCGCCUUCAAGUCAUCCUGCCACUUCACCUGUGCGGAAGGCUUCAUGUUGCAGGGACCGGCCCAGGUUGAAUGCACUGCCCAGGGGCAAUGGACACAGCAAGUUCCAGUGUGUGAAGCCAUGAAAUGCAAUGCUGUCCCCUGGCCCAGGAAUGGCUCAGUGACGUGUACCCAUUCCCCCGCUGGCGAGUUCACCUACAAGUCCUCCUGUGCCUUCAGCUGUGAGGAAGGCUUUGCAUUACGUGGAUCAGCUCAGCUUGAGUGUACAUCUCAGGGACAAUGGACACAGGAGGUCCCCUCCUGCCAAGCAGUACAGUGUUCAAGUUUGGAUGUUCCCGGAAAGAUCAACAGGAGCUGCAGUGGGGAGCCUGUGUUUGGCACCGUGUGUACGUUUGCAUGUCCUGAAGGAUGGACACUGAAUGGCUCUGCAGCUCUGACAUGUGAUGCCACAGGACACUGGUCUGGGAUGCUGCCUACCUGUGAAGCCCCUGCUGAAUCCAAAGUUCCCUUGGUAGCUGGACUUUCUGCUGCUGGAAUCUCCCUCAUGACAUCAGCAUCCUUUCUCCUCUGGCUUCUGAAACGCCUUCGGAAGAAAGGAAAAAAAUUUGUCCCUUCCAGCAGCAGUCACAGCCUUCAAUCAGAAGGAUCCUACCAAAUGCCUUCUGAGUUAAUUUAAGUCCAAAGGAAUCAGGAACACAGGAAAAUUAGGGAUCUAGAGUGAUACCUUGAAGAUAGUAGACACAGAGAGCUCUCCUUGGAUCUCUGGCCCUUCUCACCUCCUGCACCUGCUGGCUGCCUCUACGGCUGGGACCGUGGACCCACGAGGACUUCAAUGGACCCAAAUCCAGUGGGCAAGGCCAGCCUGCCACCAAAAAGACUCAGUGUUCCCUUUUCCAGUGCUGGCUACUGGAAGGAAGGAAUAUUCUUUCCCACGCAAAAGCGGAGAGACUAAGGCUCUGGAAUCUCAGAAUUCCUUUUCUAACUUAUCCCUUUGCUCACUGUGAAAUCUUGGUGGUGAAAUACAAUAUUUUGUGACACUGUU